UUGACAUUUCUUGACGUCAUGUUUUGGUAACAUUUUGCGAUUUAUAAUAGUUUUGUUUAUUAUAGAUUUAAAUAGAUUAUAGAUGGGUACAUUGUUUAAAUUUGAUUAUUCUCAUUAACAUAUGUAUUUUCGGAUAGUGUGGCGCAAUUAUAUAAUUAUCAAAAGUACGAUUUAUUUGGAAAACAAGUAAAUCCAAACACCAAAUAGCAAAGAUGCCUCAUGAACAUAUUAAAUACACAAAUUCUGUAUCUUCCGUAAAUAAUUCAGAUGAAGAAGAAGAUGUGGAAAGUAAGACUUCUCCCAUGAGCUACAAAGAACGCAGGAGAGAAGCUCAUACACAGGCCGAACAAAAAAGACGUGAUGCAAUUAAAAAAGGAUAUGAUACAUUACAAGAACUGGUUCCAACUUGCCAACAGCCUGAUGUUUCUGGCUACAAAUUGAGUAAAGCUACUGUCUUACAAAAAUCCAUAGACUAUAUUCAGUAUCUCCAAAUGCAAAAGAAGAAGCAAGAGGAGGAACGAAAUGCUUUAAGAAAAGAGGUAGUAGCGUUAAGAAUAAUGCAGACCAACUAUGAACAAAUUGUUAAGGCACAACAAUCACAACCGGGACACACUGAAACUAGAAUUUCAGAUGAAGUGAAAUUUUCAGUGUUUCAAGCAAUAAUGGACGAACUCUUUGCAACGUUUAGUGGAGUUUCUGUGAAUAAUUUUUCUGAAUUAUCUGCUGGAGUUUUCAGUUGGUUAGAGGAAUAUUGUAAGCCACUUACCCUCAAAGAUACUGUGUACCAAGUUCUUAGACUACACCACCAUACACAUACGCGUGGACAGCAAAAUUAGCUCACUACAAGGAGAAUUGAUGGUACUACAAAUGGGUCUAAGUGGAAUAUUCGCUUUAUGAAUUUUCGGUACUCCAUAACAAUGUGGUGUCUUACUGUAAUAAUGAGGUGUCAUUAAUUUUCUUUGAUAGUACGUUAGAUCAUUUUUAAAUUUGAAUAAAGUUCUAUAGAUUUUGUUUUCCUGUUUGUCUUCGUUGUUAAUUAAUAAACGUUAAUACAUUCAUUUUUUAGUAAAA
Molecule: messenger RNA, 1071 nt
Organism: Diabrotica virgifera virgifera (western corn rootworm)
Lineage: Eukaryota; Metazoa; Arthropoda; Insecta; Coleoptera; Chrysomelidae
Gene: bigmax
Product: max-like protein X
Exons: 5
Coding region: 213-836 (207 amino acids)
Biological process (GO): regulation of transcription by RNA polymerase II
Cellular component (GO): nucleus
Molecular function (GO): DNA-binding transcription factor activity, RNA polymerase II-specific; protein dimerization activity; RNA polymerase II cis-regulatory region sequence-specific DNA binding
Source: RefSeq, a predicted model, not a curated record